Helicoverpa armigera (cotton bollworm) is the source of this 1914-nucleotide messenger RNA. Its product is annotated as probable pseudouridine-5'-phosphatase. Gene Ontology annotation, molecular function: phosphatase activity. The transcript is spliced from 4 exons. NCBI's taxonomy places the organism in Eukaryota, Metazoa, Arthropoda, Insecta, Lepidoptera, Noctuidae. Bases 201 to 944 code for a protein of 247 amino acids. The record is from RefSeq and is a predicted model, not a curated record.
AUGAAACAAAAUAGACGAAAUGUUAUUCAAUCAAUGAGCGCACGUUUUGUGUUUUUAUCGUGUGUUUAGAAAAUAAAAUCAUCAAUAAAAAUAAGUAAAACUCGUGUAAAUGUGUUUAUGAUAGUAUUGCUUUUUACAUAAUACUGAAAGCGGUGUACAUAUCGUUCAUAAUUGUAAAUAGUUUGACAAAACCGGUAACCAUGAGGAUAUAUUUAUUAAAAAGUGUGUCGCGGGUGAUAGGCGCGAGGUUUUACUCGACGCCGAAUUAUAAGAAAGUAACGCACUGUAUUUUCGACAUGGACGGACUUCUGCUUGAUACGGAACUGGUAUACAAGAAAAUGAUAACACAGCUAUGUGCAAAAUACGGCCACGUGUAUACAGACGAGUUGAUGAUGAAAGUCCUGGGUGGUACGGAGCAGCGGCUUUCGGAGAUCUUGUGCAAAGAACUGAAGUUACCAGUCUCACCGAAGGAGUUUAGAGAUGAGUUGCUGGUGUUAGGAGACACUAUGUUAGCAGGAGCACCUUUAUUGGACGGUGCGGAAAGGUUAAUACGUCACCUACACAAAACCAAGGUUCCUUUCGCCCUCGCCACCUCCUCAAGUGCGAGAUCAGUGGAGACGAAGAUAGCCCAGCACAAAGAACUGUUCUCAUACUUCCAUCACAUGGUGAUGGGCAGCACGGAUAAGGAAGUCAAAUAUGGAAAACCACAUCCAGAUAUAUUUUUGGUAGCGGCUGCCAGGUUUCCUGAUAAACCGGAUCCUUCUAAGUGCCUAGUAUUCGAAGACUCCCCUCACGGCGUGACGGCCGGCUGCAAGGCAGGCAUGCAAACAGUCAUGGUGCCCGACCCUCACUUAGACAAGAAGCUAACAACACACGCAACCAUCGUACUGCCCACACUGGCCAAGUUCCAACCGGAACUGUUCGGUCUACCCGCGAUCAAGUGACGGUAGUUCGAAAUUUAAAUUUUUAAGAAUCAGCGUGCUAUAUAAACUUUUUGGUGGUGAAACUUUAUUUGUAGCAUCUUGAAUGUAGUUGAAAGGACAAAGUUUUAGUUCUACAGGAUUGAUUUUAGUCUUUGGAAAAGAGUUUCUGAAUAAUUUUUCUUAUACAUUUUGACCAUGCUACAAGUAAAGUUCACAUACAAACUAUGCAAGGUUUUAGAUUUUACAAUAAUACCAUGUAGGCUUUUGUACAGUCAGCCAUAGCCCUAUGAGCCUACUAAUCAAGCCUAGCAACCUAGAUAUCUGUCAAUUAUUUUUCAAUGUAGUAGACUAACCGAAAUAAUGUAAUAUUUAUGUCUUUAUUUUUAUACAGACUUUUUAUUUGUAGUUCAGUACCAACUAAAUGUAAAAAAAAGUACAAAAAUAUAUAUGCCAUGUAAAGAACCCCAACUAAUUAUAUUUUUUUUUGUAGAACACAAAUAAGAUUUAGUAAUAGUACUUAAAUGUAUUAAGAGAUAAUUAUAUUACUGUAUGUAUGUUUUUUAAUGUCAAUUGAUACGGGUAGUGUGACCGAACAUCUCGGAGAAACAGGCUUUGAAUAAAUACUUUUUAAUGCUACCCUUGUCUAUGACUGUUGAGUGUUUUUGUUAUUUAUAUCUAUGUUAUUCUAAAAACAUGUUACAAAUUAAGAACAAGUUAGAUGUUUAACAAAAACCAAACACUGCCUUAGUGUGUAUUAAAUAAACAACCUGCCUUCCAUAGGACCUAGAAUUCUGGUGAACAUAAAAUGUAUGAAAGAUGAAAAAUCGAAAGCCUUAGUACAUAACAUAAUUUAUAUAAAUGGCAACAUUUCUUGAAGCCUCCGGAUAGUGCAAUCAGUGUAGUAGACAAUACAGAUUGUUGUUAUUAUUUACAAAGUCUGGUAGUUGUAGAUGAUUUUAAGAAAUAAAUUAUUUGUAUGAUUGUUUUUCAA